This is a messenger RNA of Carlito syrichta (Philippine tarsier), 2344 nucleotides long. It is a transcript of the gene KIF2B, whose product is annotated as kinesin family member 2B. Gene Ontology annotation, biological process: microtubule-based movement. The record is from RefSeq and is a predicted model, not a curated record. Bases 155 to 2176 code for a protein of 673 amino acids. The transcript has a single exon. NCBI's taxonomy places the organism in Eukaryota, Metazoa, Chordata, Mammalia, Primates, Tarsiidae. Gene Ontology annotation, molecular function: microtubule motor activity; microtubule binding; ATP binding.
CCCAACCCUGCUUUUGUGCGCCAGGCUCAGCAAAGGCAGGCAGAGACCGCCCCGGUGCUCAGUGCUCUGGGCGCUUCAGGCUGGCUGGUGCUUGGGUCCUGCAGCUCCAACUCCAAGGGCCCCUGGAAGUGCACCCUGGUACCUCCAUCACACCAUGGCCAGCCAGUUCAAUUCCCCUGCAGCCUCACACCUCUCGCCCCUGAAAUCCUUGAGGCCACAUGUCAGAGACAUCCACGUGGGCAUCUGUGUGGCUAUCCGGCGCAGCAACAAGCGGGUCCAUCUCGCUGUGGUCACAGAGAUCAACAGAGAAAACUCUUGGGUCACGGUAGAGUGGGUCGAGAAAGGGGUAACAAAGGGCAAGAAAAUUGACCUUGAGACCCUAUUCUUGCUGAAUCCUGGUCUGGACUCUGCUGAACAUCCCAAGCCAUCCGGGGUCUUGUCCCCUUUGUCCUUAGUGUCCUCGUCGGCCAUCGGGGACCAGUGUACAGCCCCGAGGUGGGUCGUGAUGACCCCCCAGAAAAACAAAACACCCUCGGGGGACAACCUAGCUGUGAGGGUCCCCAGCAACCCUUGUCUGACAAAGCAGAAAAAGUCUUCCUGCCUACGGGAAAUUGAGAAACUGCAGGCACUGCGGGAGAAGCGCAGGCGGCUACAGCUGGAGAUCCGAGCUAGACGCGCCCUCGAUGUCAACAUGAGAAACCCCAACUAUGAGAUCGGUUGCAUGAUCGAAGAGUACCGCAGGCAUCUGGACAGUAGCAAGUUGCCAGGCCUGGAGCCCUUGGAAGACCAUCGGAUCUGCGUCUGCGUGAGGAAGCGGCCUCUCAACCAGCGCGAGACCACCAUGAAAGACCUGGAUAUUAUCACCAUCCCCUCGGCCAAUGUGGUUAUGGUGCAUGAGUCCAAGCAAAAGGUAGAUCUAACUCGCUACCUGGAGAACCAGAUCUUCUGCUUCGACCAUGCCUUUGAUGACACGGCCUCCAAUGAGUUAGUGUAUCAGUUCACCGCCCAGCCGCUGGUGGAGUCCAUCUUCCGCAAGGGCAUGGCCACCUGCUUUGCCUAUGGACAGACAGGCAGUGGGAAAACGUACACCAUGGGCGGAACCUUUUCAGGAAGGGCCCAAGAUUGUUCUAAAGGUAUUUACGCCAUGGUGGCACAAGAUGUCUUUCUCCUGCUUAGAAACUCCACUUAUGAGAAGCUGGACCUCAAAGUCUAUGGGACAUUUUUUGAGAUUUAUGGGGGCAAGGUAUAUGAUUUGUUGAACUGGAAGAAGAAGCUGCAAGUCCUUGAGGAUGGCAAUCAACAAAUCCAAGUGGUCGGGCUGCAGGAGCAAGAGGUGUGCUGUGUGGAGGAAGUGCUGAACCUCGUGGAAAUAGGAAAUGGUUGCCGGACUUCCAGGCAGACAUCUGUCAAUGUCCACUCAUCCAGGAGCCACGCGGUGUUCCAGAUCAUCCUGAAAUCAAGUGGGAAACUGCAUGGCAAGUUUUCCCUCGUUGAUUUAGCUGGGAAUGAAAGGGGCGCAGAUACUGCCAAGGCCAACCGAAAUAGGCAGCUGGAAGGGGCGGAGAUUAACAAGAGUCUCUUAGCACUCAAAGAAUGUAUCCUGGCUUUAGGGCAGAACAAACCACACACCCCUUUCAGAGCCAGCAAACUCACACAGGUGCUCCGGGACUCCUUUAUAGGCCAGAACUCCUUCACUUGCAUGAUUGCUACCAUCUCUCCAGGGAUGACCUCUUGUGAAAACACCCUCAACACUUUAAGAUAUGCAAACAGAGUAAAAGAAUUAACUCUAGACAUAAGGCCCUACCAUCGAUACUUCUAUCCGAUUGGACAUGAGGCAUCAAAGACGUUCGAAAGACACAUCAGAAAUCCAGAAAUGUCCCUUCAGAGGGACGAAUUUAUUAAAAUACCUUGUAUGCAAAGUGAAGAAGAGAACGAAAUGGAAGAAGUGGAAACAUUGUCUACUUCAUUAAUGAAAAAUACAACAACUUCUCAGGAAAAAUCUAGCCAGUGGUGGGAGAACAUCCAGGAGACAGCUGAUAGAGUAAAUUAUAAAAUUGAUUUUUGCCUUGCUCAGUCAUUGUCCAUUUUGGAGCAGAAAAUUGGUGUUCUGAAUGAGAUCCAGAAGAAACUGAAAUUAUUACGAACUGACAUCCGAAGGAAGAGCAAGGUAGACUGAAGCCAAUGGAAAGAGGUCAGGUCUGAAAUGAUGGAUACGGUGCAGCACCUUCUACCACUCUAAUACAGGGCAGUUGUAACAAAUUAUCUAAGCAUAAAGAUCCUCCUGAAAAGCUUAAAACAUCUUAAAAUAUACAGGUCAGAAAUGCACUCUUUCUUCUGCCUCUGU